Messenger RNA from Exophiala aquamarina CBS 119918, 1083 nucleotides. RefSeq lists its product as uncharacterized. Lineage: Eukaryota; Fungi; Ascomycota; Eurotiomycetes; Chaetothyriales; Herpotrichiellaceae. Bases 1 to 1083 code for a protein of 360 amino acids. The transcript is spliced from 3 exons. Gene Ontology annotation, biological process: endoplasmic reticulum to Golgi vesicle-mediated transport. The record is from RefSeq and is a predicted model, not a curated record. Gene Ontology annotation, cellular component: Golgi membrane; COPII-coated ER to Golgi transport vesicle; endoplasmic reticulum-Golgi intermediate compartment.
AUGCAGCAACGUCAACCCUUCCCCCCGCCUCAAAAGUCCCCCGAACUAUUUCAUCCGCGGCCGCAGCACAUCUCCCAAGUUCCUAUGAUGAGAUCCCCUCCACCACCAGUCUCCCAGAUUCAGAAUCAGCAGCAGCCUCCCGUCAAUAGCUAUGGUAACCCUUUCUCAAAUCCUAGUGCCGGAGGUGGGAUGGGACAGGGCUUUGGUGGCUUCAUGAAUGACCCUACUGCCCAGAUGGGCUUUCAGGUCGGAAAAACUGCCGUCGCGGCAGGGCAGGAAUAUAUGGAGCAGAAUUUUAACCGUUAUGUUCCUGUCUCGGCGCUGAAGCACUACUUCAAUGUAUCCAACUCUUACGUUGUGCGGAAACUUCUACUCGUUCUAUUUCCCUGGAGGCACAAACCUUGGACCAGACAACAGACCCGGAUGUCUACUUCAUCUACCAAUCCCGACGGCCAUAUCUCUCAACAAUCUUACUCCCUAAACUACCUCCCUCCUCGUGAUGAUCUUAACUCUCCCGACAUGUAUAUUCCAAUUAUGGCUUUGGUGACCUAUAUCCUGCUGUCCACUGUCCUUGCUGGUAUACGAGGCUCGUUUCACCCUGAGCUACUCGGGAGCAUUACGAGCACAGCUUUGGUCGUGAUCGUGGUAGAAUUCCUCGUCCUUAGGGUUGCCAUGUACUUCCUGGCCAUCACCAACGACUCGCAAUUUCUUGACCUGUUUGCCUAUUCCGGCUACAAGUUUGUCGGUGUCAUUGUUACCCUGUUCCUCAGCGAGCUACUUACGGGCGGACGCGGAACCAACAACUGGGUGGGCUGGACUUUAUUCGUCUACACCUGGUAUGCCAACGCGUUUUUCCUGCUCCGAUCGCUGAAGUAUGUUCUCCUGCCAGAUACUUCAAAUGACCCCACGGCAAUGCCAGGAAAUGGCGCCCCAUAUACUAUGGCGCGAACAAGGAAGAACCAACGGACAUAUUUCCUCGCCAUCUAUGCGUUUGUGAUUCAGAUGCUGUUUAUGUGGCUUUUAAGUCGUGAAGAGUCUGCAGUCAAGACCGUCGCAAAUAGAAUCACCGGCCCAAAAGUCUAG